CUUUCCCCUCCCUCGACAUUUAAUGAACACCGUUGUGGUAUCUGAAAGCUGCUUUGAAUAAUGCUUCGCUCUAUCCCUCGUCGACUCCCUCGAACCAUCCCCCUACGACACCGCCCCGAGGGCAAUCUCUCGCGUUUCGCCGUGCGCUCCUUCACAUGCGGUUAUCCGCGGAUGUCGGCAUCGUCGCUCUCCGCCGUGGAACCGCCCGUCUCAGCAGCGUUACCUGCGGAUUCAUAUCAACUGCUAUCGACGGUAGACAAGACCGGGCCAGCUGAGGAUGCUCUAUACGAACAGCAGAUCAAAGAUGUGGAAGAAUGGUGGCGAUCGCCCCGCUUCGCAGGCAUCAAGCGGCCGUACUCCGCCGCGGAUGUUGUCAGCAAACGCGGUUCGCUACAACAAACCUACCCGAGUUCGUUGAUGGCCAGGAAACUUUUCCACCUGUUGAACGAGAAGGCGGCAGAAGGAAAGCCGGUUCACACGAUGGGCGCUAUUGAUCCGGUCCAGAUGACGCAGCAGGCACCCCACCAGGAGGUGCUGUACGUUUCCGGAUGGGCAUGCUCGUCUCUCCUGACCUCGACCAAUGAAGUGUCUCCCGACUUUGGCGACUAUCCUUACAAUACUGUGCCCAACCAGGUUCAGCGAUUGUUCAAGGCACAGCAACUGCACGAUCGGAAACAGUGGGACGCUAGGCGGAAGCUGACCGCCAAACAGCGGAAGUCUACUCCCUACGUUGAUUACCUGCGGCCGAUCGUGGCUGACGGUGAUACAGGACAUGGCGGACUCUCCGCUGUGCUGAAGCUGGCCAAGCUCUUCGCUGAGAACGGUGCUGCUGCAGUCCACUUUGAAGAUCAGCUCCACGGCGGAAAGAAAUGCGGUCACCUUGCCGGCAAAGUCCUUGUACCAAUUGGGGAGCAUAUCAAUAGACUGGUCGCAGCUCGCUUCCAGUGGGAUCUUAUGGGCACCGAGAACCUGCUCAUUGCCCGCACAGAUUCAGAAAGCGGCCGGCUAAUCAGUAGUGCGAUCGACGUUCGCGACCAUGAAUUCAUUCUUGGGGUGACGGAGGAGGUCGAGCCACUCGCCGAGACCUUGCAGGCUAUGGAACGGGAGGGAGCUGCUCCUUCGGAGAUCGACGCCUAUGAAUCAGACUGGGUCAAGAAACACAAACUGGUCACGUUCGAUGAAGCCGUCGACGCACAUCUCGAAGCAGAAAAGGCUCCCCAGCCCGCCCGAGAUGCGUACAAAAAGCACGUGCAAGAGAAUCCCGAUAUGUCAAUCUCCCGCCGCAGAGUUCUGGCCAGCGAUUACGCGAAGAAGCCGGUCAUCUGGUCUUGUGAUAGUCCUCGCACCCGGGAAGGUUACUAUCACUACCGUGCUGGUUUCCCUGCCGCCACAAAGCGUGCACGGGAGUUCGCACCGUAUGCGGACCUUCUCUGGGUUGAGACCGGUGACCCUAAUGUUGCGAAGGCGGCGUCACUGGCAGGAGAGGUGCGCAAGGCGCAUCCCGGUAAGAAGCUGGUAUACAACCUGAGUCCGUCCUUCAACUGGAUGGGACAAGGCUUCGACGAAGCGUCUCUUAAAUCAUUUAUCUGGGAUCUGGCACAACACGGAUUUGUACUUCAACUCAUCUCGCUGGCCGGGUUGCAUAGCAACGCCACUAUCACAACGGAGCUCUCGCGGGCUUUCAAGGAAGAUGGUAUGCUUGCGUACGUGCGCAUGGUUCAAGCUCGGGAGAAGGAGCUGGGCGUGGAUGUCCUUACUCACCAGAAUUGGAGCGGAGCGCCCUACUUGGAUGGCAUCCUGGGAGCUAUUCAGAGUGGGAGUAGCAGCAGCAGGAGUAUGGGGGAAGGUAACACGGAAAAGGGCUUCUAGGGUAGCUGGCCGGUCAUGUAAAUCAAUGAGAUAUGACAAUGAAGAAGUUUUACUGUCCGCUUGAUGUCAACCUUGUAUAUUUAGCAUUUGAGGCCUCUUUUAGCCGAUUUCAUACUGCAACCGGGACAGUGGGAGCUUUGGAAAGCUUUCAUAUCGUCCUUGCAAACCUAGUUCAUUGUUCUGUGAUGGAGGCUGAAUCCAACCAACACUUUCGCCGGCGGUUCGACCGAGAAGCCUGCCCAUCUCGUUUGCGACAAGGUCCAUAUUCUCCGCGACCUGUCCCGUUCUCUUGUGAUGUGCGUGUGACGAAAUGCUGCUGUUCGCUCUGUAGGAUGGCUCGAGGCUCUAUCCUUCAGUGUGAUAGAGACAGGUGCAAUUUAGCCCCGGUUUCAGGUCUUGCUUGUUUGGCUUCGUUAAGGG
Molecule: messenger RNA, 2289 nt
Organism: Aspergillus homomorphus CBS 101889
Lineage: Eukaryota; Fungi; Ascomycota; Eurotiomycetes; Eurotiales; Aspergillaceae
Product: methylisocitrate lyase ICL2
Exons: 6
Coding region: 61-1869 (602 amino acids)
Cellular component (GO): mitochondrial matrix
Molecular function (GO): methylisocitrate lyase activity; isocitrate lyase activity
Source: RefSeq, a predicted model, not a curated record